AUGUAUCAUAUACACCGGCUCAAAUUAUUUAUAGUGUUAAUUUUUAUAAAAUUAUGUGAAUGCAAUGAGAGCAUUGAUAUAAAAAUAAAUCAAGGCAUAUUAUCAGGAUUGGUUGAAAAGACCUUUUUGAAAGGAAAUAAAUAUUUUGCAUUCAGGGGCAUUCCGUUUGCAGAACCUCCAUUGGGAACGCUUAGAUUUAGGCCUCCCGUACCUCAUAAACACUGGGAUGGAACAUAUGAGGCUCACAAAAACAAGCCUACCUGUUUUCAGUUCAGCUAUAGAAGAAGAAAUAAUGAACCGCAUGGCUUCUCCGGUUCCGAAGACUGUCUCUAUUUAAGUGUUUAUACUCCAAGUCUUGAAGAAACCGCUCCGGUAGUAGUGUUUGACUAUAACGAUAAUUUUAAGACUGGCUUCAAUGGAUCCGAUACAUAUUCACCUGACUUUUUUAUUGAAGAAGGCGUCGUAGUUGUAACUAUAAACCAUAGACUCGGUAUCCUAGGAUAUUUUACCACUGAGGACGAUGUUAUACCUCCAAAUGCUGGCUUAAAAGAUUUUAUUUUAGGAUUAAAUUGGAUUAAUGAUAACAUUAAAGCGUUUGGCGGUGACCCAAGCCAAGUUACGAUCAUGGGUAACCGCGGCGGAGCAGCAUUGGCCAAUAUGAUGCUUUAUUCAGAGGCAGCAAAAAAUCUUUUCUCGGCGGUAAUCAUGCAAAGUGGAAGUGCCAUGGAGUCUAUAUAUUUCUACAAAAAUUCGCGUGGAAAAGCUUUCGAACUCGGCGAAGUAUUCAAUAUGACGACUGAUGACAGUAAUGUCUUGCUAGAGAAAUUGCAAACAAUUGAUGUUGAAGUUCUAUUCACUGAAGAAGGUAAAGUAAAUGAUAAUAAUCAAGUAGACGAUUUUCAAUCAAGUGCACAAUUGUUUUCCCCCAUUAUUGAAAAACCAAGCCCAGAUGCCGUUCUUACACGCUCUCCAGUAACAGAUAAUAUUAUCAACGACGUUCCGGUAUUAAUUGGCUUCAAUUCUAGAGAAGGACUUGACUUGGUAUCGCAUUAUAUUAUAGAACCACGAUUAAUAGAUGCAAGCGCUGACUUUUUGUUUGUCUUUCCAAUUAAAGUCAAUUACCGAUUUAACGCAAAUAGCACUGCGUUUAAAAAUGCGAUAGAAAAAGUGAAGUACUUUUACAUGGAAGAUGGCAAUCUUCACUAUUCUAAUAUUCUGGACUACGCUGUUUAUGUUGGAGAUAUGUUGCAAAAUUACGCGCUGCAUGUCACUGCAAGAAAAUUGUCAAAGGAACUUCAAUCUAAUUUGUACUACUAUAUGUUUGAUUAUCGAGGACUAUUAAAUGAAAAUAGUGAACAAAUCACAAAAUAUCUUAGGUUCAGUAUGCAACAUUGGGGUGCUACUAUUACUGAUGAACUAUGCUAUUUACAUUUAUGUUCGCGGAUAAAGAGUACGUAUGACGAAUUUAAGGAAUUACCAAGUGAACAGCCUGAGUUCAAAGUUCUGAAGAAGAUGGUAAAGAUGUGGACAAACUUUGUGAAAACAAGGGAUCCCACUCCAAGAGACGACAAAGAUCUAAAACACCUCAAAUGGUUACCAGUGGACAGCGCGAAAAAUAACUACCUUCAUAUUGGAAAGAAAUUUAAAAUGCAAGAAAAUCCAUUGGGCGAGCGGGCUAAAUUCUGGGACGAUUUUUUGAAAGAAUAUCAAGAAAUGGCCCAGAAUGGUGUAGUUGGAAGUGAAGAGCUAGAACAUGACGAAUUGUGA
Molecule: messenger RNA, 1767 nt
Organism: Zerene cesonia (dogface butterfly)
Lineage: Eukaryota; Metazoa; Arthropoda; Insecta; Lepidoptera; Pieridae
Product: esterase B1-like
Exons: 3
Coding region: 1-1767 (588 amino acids)
Source: RefSeq, a predicted model, not a curated record